CCUGCAGUUGUUUUGAGCCCGGACCCGAGGCUUUAGUCUGGGAGCUGGAAGGCCUGGGAUCUUGCCCUGCUCCAUCACUCAGCACCUAUGUGACUUGGAGCACGUCAGCGGCCCUCUCUGACCUCAGGUUCCUCUUCAUAAAAUGGGAAUCGUGCUUGUUUUACCUGCCUGGCAGACCGAGUCAGGGCACCGUGGGUCCCCCGGGAUGGAGAGCAGCCCGGCAGGUGCCAGCACAGGAGACCGGCUGGUGAUGAAGAUCAAGCCAGAGAAGCCAGAGUGGCUGCUGCAGACCCUGGCGCCGCCGGCCGCGCUUUCCAAGGACAAGGAAAACAUUUUCCAGCAGCCCCUGGGGCUCCCACCAUGCCAGGCUCUGGGGAAACCCCGAUCCUUGGGGGGACAGGAGGAGACUGGGGGUCCCAGGUGGACCCCUCCCACUGAGCAGGAUGCUGGGUUGGCAGGCCAGGUUCCGGGGGCAGCCCCCGGACCCCUGAGCCCAGUUCUUCCUGCCAGCGCCGGCCACUUCGUGUGCCUGGACUGCGGGAAGAGGUUCAGCUGGUGGUCAUCCCUGAAGAUCCACCAGCGCACCCACACGGGUGAGAAGCCUUACCUGUGCGGCAGCUGCGGCAAGAGCUUCAGCCAGAAGCCCAACCUGGCGCGCCACCAGCAGCGGCACACGGGCGAGCGGCCCUUCCGCUGCCCCGAGUGCGCCAGGCGCUUCAGCCAGAAGCAGCACCUGCUCAAGCACCAGAAGACCCACUCCCGGCCCGCCUCCUACUCCUGCCCCGAGUGCCAGCGCUGCUUCCGCCACCAGCUGGGCCUCCGCACCCACCAGCGCGCGCACGUGCGGGGCCGCCAGGGCGCCCGCGCCGCCGGGCUGUGCGAGCUGCUCCGGGACUCCACCGCCCGCGGGGGCUGCCGCCUGCGUCCGGGGCCGCCGCGGGGGCGCCCCGAGUGGGCCUGGCUGGGGCUCUUCCAGGGCUGGCGGCGCCAAGCGGGGGCCCAGCCUGCCGCCGCCGCCGCCGCGGGGCCCGGCGAGCAGCGCCCGUUCAUCUGCAGCGAGUGCGGCAAGAGCUUCGCGUGGUGGUCGUCGCUGAACAUCCACCGGCGCACCCACACGGGCGAGCGGCCCUACCCGUGCCCCGAGUGCGGCCGCCGCUUCAGCCAGAAGCCCAACCUCACGCGGCACCUGCGCAACCACACGGGCGAGCGCCCGCACCCCUGCGCGCACUGCGGCCGCCGCUUCCGCCAGAAGCAGCACCUGCUCAAGCACCAGCGCACGCACCUGCCCGGCGCCCCGGCGGCGCGCUGCCCGGCCUGCGGUCAGAGCUGCGCCGGCCGCGCGGCGCUGCGGGCCCACCGGUGCGCGCACGCCGCCGCCGCCAAGUCGCUGGGCCCCGGGUCUCAGGCCCAAGGCCUCCCGGGCCGGUCGGCGGCGCCACCACCGCACAGCCCCCCAUCAGCCCGGCGACCCACCGACGGGAGGAGCAGCGCGCGGGAGGAGCUGGUUGGGCCGGGCGAGCAGCGCCAGUUCAUCUGCAGCGAGUGCGGCAAGAGCUUCGCGUGGUGGUCGGCGCUCACCGUCCACCGGCGCAUCCACACGGGCGAGCGGCCCUACCCGUGCCCCGAGUGCGGCCGCCGCUUCAGCCAGAAGCCCAACCUCACACGGCACCGGCGCAACCACACGGGCGAGCGGCCCUACCGGUGCGCGGCCUGCGGGCGCAGCUUCAGCCAGAAGCAGCACCUGCUCAAGCACCAGCGCACGCACCUGCAGGCCCCGCCGCCCGCCCCCAGCGCCAAGGCGGACGCGCUUUAGUGCACUGGGACCGAAGGGGACCCGCAGGGGGAUGUUUGCAGGGUGCCUGUGGGGGAUGGCCAGAGUGGUGGCUUUUAGGACCCCAGCGGGUAAGACCCGAUCAUAAGACUGAAGGCCCGAGAACAGAAUUCCAGGAGAAUCCCAAAGGGUCUCCGUAGGCUGAGAGAGGAGGUGGGAUCAGGCAUUCCUCACCCUGGAGCUGGGAUGUGUCCCGGACAGGUGGAGGGCCAACCCCGUAAACUUACCCAGAGGUGGGACCCCAACCCCUAGCCCUCAGGCGCCAGGUGGGGGCCGGUUGGGGGCUGAGGGAGAAGCUCCCUGGUGUGCAAUGGCCCAGGUUUGGGCUGGCCAGCUGUAGUGCCCCCUGCCACAGGUCGGCGGGGCAGAGGCAAGCACAUUCCCAGUGCAAAGGCAAUGCCUAGCACUUAGUGGCCAUUCAGUACAGAGUUUUGGAAGGAGUGAAUGGUUCUAUGGUCCUGACCGUGAGUGAGUGUCCCACUGCCUAGGACGGGGAUGUGUGAGACGGUCAGGGUCUGGGCCCAAGGGGCGUGGUCCCAGCUGAGGUUUGAUGGCUUGGGAAGGGCCUGGGGCAGGGAAGAGCAAAGCCUGCUGCUCCUACUCUGGGCCUGGGGCAUGCCCAGUGGCUCCUCAUCAUGGCAGUGUCACAGAAGAGAAAAAUGAAGGACUGACUAUCUCA
This is a messenger RNA of Pipistrellus kuhlii (Kuhl's pipistrelle), 2510 nucleotides long. RefSeq names its product zinc finger protein 775 (gene ZNF775). The transcript has 3 exons. The record is from RefSeq and is a predicted model, not a curated record. Bases 143 to 1813 code for a protein of 556 amino acids. Gene Ontology annotation, biological process: regulation of transcription by RNA polymerase II. Gene Ontology annotation, cellular component: nucleus. Lineage: Eukaryota; Metazoa; Chordata; Mammalia; Chiroptera; Vespertilionidae. Gene Ontology annotation, molecular function: RNA polymerase II transcription regulatory region sequence-specific DNA binding; DNA-binding transcription factor activity, RNA polymerase II-specific.